Messenger RNA from Filobasidium floriforme, 1140 nucleotides. Its product is annotated as NADP-dependent mannitol dehydrogenase MtDH. Gene Ontology annotation, cellular component: intracellular anatomical structure. Gene Ontology annotation, molecular function: oxidoreductase activity, acting on NAD(P)H, oxygen as acceptor. NCBI's taxonomy places the organism in Eukaryota, Fungi, Basidiomycota, Tremellomycetes, Filobasidiales, Filobasidiaceae. Bases 114 to 899 code for a protein of 261 amino acids. The record is from RefSeq and is a predicted model, not a curated record. The transcript has 7 exons.
CAAUUUCGGACAUUCACUCUAUUCCCUAACAGCGCAGCCAACCCAUUUGCAUCAUCACAAAACUCCCUUGAACACCCAAUACACCCACAAAACAACAGAACAUAAACACAAAAAUGGUCGGAACCGGUUGGAACAUCGAUCUCUCUGGCAAGGCCAUCAUCGUCACCGGAGGUAACCGAGGUAUCGGACGUGCUAUCGCUGAGCAGGCCGCUCAGGCCGGUGCUCACGUCGCCAUCGUCUACCACUCCUCCCCUGACGCUCCUCAGGUAGCCGACAAGAUUGCCGAAGACUACAACGUCCGAUCCAAGGCCUACCAGGCCGACACUUCGGAUCAGAAGAAGAUGCACGAGAUCGUCAAGCAGGUGUACGACGAUCUGGGCCCCGUCGGCGGGAUCGUCUGCAACGCAGGGAGGGCGGCUCAGAAGCCCGCUCUCGAGGCCACGAGGGAGGACUUUGAUGCCUGUUUCGAGACCAACGUCUGGGGGGCUUUCGUCAGUGCCCAGGCUUGUGCGGCUUUGUGGAAGGAGCACGGGUACCAGAAUGGAAAGGUCGUCAUCGUUUCCUCCAUCUCGGGUUCGAUCGCCAACAAGGGAAGCCAGCAGUGUUUCUACAACGCCUCCAAGGGCGCCGCUAACAUGCUCGCCAAGUGCCUCGCUAUGGAAUGGGCCGACAUGGGUAUCAACGUCAACUGCAUCAACCCCGGUUACGUCGAGACCGACAUGACCGCUGGGUUCUUGAAAGACGAAGACAAGAAGGCCGAGAAGAUGAAGGAUGUCCCCAUGGGCCGACCUUCUCAGCCCGAGGAACAGGCCGGCAUGGCCAUCUUGUUGCUCAGUGAUAGGUCUUCCUACAUUACCGGGUCGACCACCAUGAUCGAUGGAGGAUUGACCAUCUGGUAGAUAACGCCAACCCCAAUGACAAGUCCUGUAGAAUGCGAGCGUGAAACGCAGAAUAGCAAGAAUACAAUUUGUAUAAUCGAGAUAUGGAAAAGCAAGAAGCAUUGUGCACGAUUUCACUGCGGGUCUUGGCAGAGCGCGGUUCGUGAACAGAAAGGCAUGUCAAUCAUCGCUUGCGCAUCCCCUGAAACGCAUCGCCGUUGAGCAAAGAGCUUCCCUCUACUUCUCCUAACUCGCACCGGCC